Messenger RNA from Paramecium sonneborni, 1912 nucleotides. Lineage: Eukaryota; Ciliophora; Oligohymenophorea; Peniculida; Parameciidae. The record is from the annotation of a GenBank genome assembly.
AACAAAUUUACUUAUGUAAACUACAGAAGUAUAUACAUAAUGUUAGUAACUUAGGAAACUUAAAUAUUUAGUUCCUCUCCUAGAAUGAAAACAGAUAGAUUAGUAAGUACUUAAGCUGUUGCGAUGAGAUCUAUUUAAAAGGCAAUAAAGUAAUUUUUAGAAUUAAUGUUAGAAAAUAAGAUUUAACUUUUAUUCUUGGUUCCUUAAAUAAUUAUAAUGGGGCAUCGUAACAAUAAAAUGAAAGUGUAAGAAAUUUUAAGAUUAUUAGUUAUAACUGUUUUAAAUGGAGGAAAAAGAUGUUCAUUUAAAAUUAGGAGAACUUAGAAAAGAAUAUGAUACAUAUCAUACAUCGUCACUUUAUAAAGAAAAAGAGAUUUCUCAAUUUAAAGUAAGAUAAAAUAAUUAUUAUAAAAGGAUCAAGUUUAAAAAUUGAAUUUGGAAGAAUCAGAAUUAAUAAAUAAUACAACUGGAUUAACAAAAGAGUUGGAAACAUCAAAGUCUGAAUAUAUAUUGGCUAAAUAAAGAUUUGAAGAAAGUUAAAUGAGUGAAAAAUCUUAUGCACAUGUAAUAAAUAGAUUAAAACAUGAUGUACUUUGUUUUAGAAAGAAAUUAAAUGAAAUUACUGAUAUAUUUGAAAAAAAGAAAGCUGAAGCUAAUUAAGCAGAUGCAAAAUAAUGGGAAUCAAUAUAGAUAAAUCAAAUGACAAGAAAAUUAUGUGAUGAAAUGAUGAAUGUAUUAAGAGAUCUAAUUACAAUAGAAUAUUGAAAUAGAGAAACAUAAUAGACAAAGACAAAUAGCAUAAUACAAUAAAUAAAUAAAAGCUUAAUUGAUAGCAAAAGAAAAAAGAGAUGAAAGAAUGAUGAAAUAAAGAGAAAUAGCAGAACAUGCCAGUAAUGAUAAAGAUGCAAGUGAAGUAAUUAAUAUAAUAUAUAUAUUAUGUAGAAAAAAUGGAGAAAAUUGUUAUUAGUUCAUAAAGUAGUUCAUUCUUUAUUAAAAAAUAAAAUGGAAAAAGAGAUGGAUAAAUUUAGAAUAGUAGAGACAGCAUUUUAAGAAAUUAAAACUGCAACUGGAAUUUCAGAAGCAUAAGAAAUAGUUUAAAAGUUUUUAACAAAAGAAGCUACAUAUGGUUAAUUAUUAGGAACAAUUGCAGAAAGUGAAAAGAAAAUUGAUCAUUUAAAAAGGAAAAAAGAAAAUCUAAAGUAGAAUUAAAACUUUAUUUUAGAAAUAAAUUAUAGUAAUUAAAAGACGAAGUUUAAAUUAUGGAAAUGAGUGGAAAACCUUCAAAAAAAGGAAUAGAUUCGGAAAUAUAUAAAUAAUUUUAUAGUAUAGAUGAUAGAGCAAAAAAAGCAGAAAUUAUGAAAUAAAAAUUAUAUAAUUGGAGUAUUAAGAUGUUAGGAAAAUUAGAGAAAUCAUCUAUGUAAAUAUUAGAUGAAAGAAUUAAUUAUUAUCAUAUUUAUCCAAGAGGUAAAGAUGUUGAAUUAUUUGAAUAAUUAUAUAAAAUAAUACUUGAAGAUAUUGAAAAAUCUAGACCUGAAGUAAUUACAAUAAUUAUUAAAAUUAGGAAAUAUUGUAAAUAAUAGGAGAAGUUAAUAGAUCAUAAAUUCGAAAGGAGACUUUAAAUGAAGCAUAUCUCAAAAGAAAUGUUAGGAUUCAAUAUAAAAAAUUAACAUAAAGAGAAGCCAUUAAGAGAACUAAAUCAAUGGAUUCUAAAGCUGAUUUAAGCAAUAGAAGUUUUAGUUAAUUUGGUCAAUCUAGUGAUUCAAGUGCAGAAUAAUCAUAUUUUGAAUCAGAAUCAGAUGUAAAUACAAUAGAUGAAAAUAUUGAGAAAAACCAUUUCAAUGAAUUAAGAGAUGAAGCAAAAUAAGUUAAAAAAUCAAGAAAAAAGGAUGAUGGAUCUGAUGGGAAGAAAUGA